Messenger RNA from Beta vulgaris subsp. vulgaris (sugar beet), 1773 nucleotides. RefSeq lists its product as uncharacterized. The record is from RefSeq and is a predicted model, not a curated record. The coding region runs from base 308 to 1249 and encodes 313 amino acids. Lineage: Eukaryota; Viridiplantae; Streptophyta; Magnoliopsida; Caryophyllales; Amaranthaceae. Gene Ontology annotation, molecular function: nuclease activity. The transcript is spliced from 9 exons.
CAAAGGAAGGAAACAAAUUUUAGUGUAGAUGUUUGGUGGGUCUCAAAUUCUGGAUUUAGGGGAUUUUGUUUUUCAAGUUGAUAUAUGACAAGUUGAUAACAGUGAACAGAUAUGGGGUUUUAGGUUUUAUUAACAAAAAGAAAGACUAAUGUUGAAGUUUAUUAUUCUGCCCUAAAGUUUUUGGAAAGUGUCAUUUAGCCGUCGAAUGAGCAUUAAAGAACCUCCUUUUUGUGAAGAAUGGAAUCAAUGAUACUUUGUGGAGCUUGGGUUGGAAAGAUAAUCUUUUACAUGGAGGAGUUUAUACAAGAUGCCAAACACUCUAAGGAGGUUUCUGGACUGGACAUCUGUCCAUGGCAACUUGCCGAGAUUGGCUUCAUGGAUCAUCUCCUUAUACUUGGUUUUCCUUUGUCCGGAUGCAAAUGCCGAAGAUCAUUCAUCAUUUCAAAUUAAGUAUGCUUGUGAAGAUGUUAAAAGUUAUUAUGCUAGCAUCAACGAUCUGAAAGGUAAAGCGUUAAGUAGAAAAUUGAACUCCGUCAUAGCUGGACAUCACUCCUUAUCAUACAAAGAGGUGUGGGAUGCUCUUAAGAUUCUUGAUGCUGCUGAUUUGGAUGAACCAGAGGCGUCAUCUGGGAUAGUUGAAAUCUACUCGGGCAGAAUUGUUCCCAAGGGUCUAGCUGGAAAACCUGAAGGCUGGAACAGAGAACAUCUUUGGCCUCGUUCUUAUGGAAUUACGCGUGGUCCAUUUCUAACAGAUUUGCAUAACAUUCGUCCAGCAGAUGUAAAUGUGAAUUCAUCUAGGGGGAACAAGUAUUUUGGUGAGUGCCGAGUUGGGUCAACACACUGUAUGAAGCCUGCGAAUAAGGAAGCUGCUUCUGACACAGAAACAGAUACGAAGAUAUGGGCACCACCUUACCAGGUCAGAGGAGAUGUUGCAAGAGCAGUGAUGUACAUGGCUGUUCGUUAUGGGUUUCACCAAUCUGCUGAAGGUCCUGUUCUUCGCCUAUCAGAUUCUCCAAGCAUGGUGAAGAAGGAGAUGGGAUUACUCACUACUUUGUUGGAAUGGAAUGAGUUAGACCCUCCAUCUCAGGAGGAAAAGUUGAGAAAUGAAAGAGUAUGUAGGCUUUUCCAGCACAAUAGAAACCCAUUUGUAGAUCAUCCAGAGUAUGCCAAUCUGAUAUGGAAACAUGCCGUUUCAAGUCACCGGAGAUCUUCUUACAUUUCGAAGCCGGCGACAACCAUUCAACGAUGACGACUCUGCAUAAAUUAGAAGCUCAUUGAGAUCUCAAGGGCUUAUUUAUUUCAUAGCCAUUACUUAAAUCAAGUGAUGGGGAGAGGAUGGAAAUCACAGAGCUUUUAUAAAAGGUCUUUUUGUUAAAUCGUGGCGCAUCCUUAAUCAUGAGGAGGUGUUACUCCGCCACCUUCACUUACCUCAAAAACCGGGUGUCUUGUCGUGUCCAACUCGACGCUUCACUUGGGUACAAAAUAGUCGAGCCGGACACUUGGACACCUAUAUCCGAGUAGACACUCAAUCCGUGUCUGAGCAACAUAGAUACCCACUACGCUACGAAGUUUCAAAAAAUUCUUGAGAAAAUCUCCUUGUGCUUCAGUGAUACAGGGUUUAUCUAUCAACAAAGGUAACAUCAGAAUUUCAGAAAAUUAAUCAUGAGAGCUCCCCAAUCUCCAUUUUUAUGCUCUUACAACAUCUUGUGUAAUUCAUUCAUGAAAAUGUUGCAGACUUGUAAGACAUGACCAUAUAUUCAUAGUGUUUGUUUA